Molecule: messenger RNA, 5122 nt
Organism: Schistosoma margrebowiei
Lineage: Eukaryota; Metazoa; Platyhelminthes; Trematoda; Strigeidida; Schistosomatidae
Source: the annotation of a GenBank genome assembly
AUUCGUGUGUACCGCUCUAGUUGAACGUUGUGUGUUCGCGUGUCUUCAUGUGAUAAUGCCUCCAAGCCAGUAUCAUAAGCCGGAAACUGCAUUGACUAAAGCAAGAGAACUUAUAAAAUGUGACAAAAAGUCUAACGCUUUGGAAAUUUUGUACGAAGUGAUGCGAGUUAGACGAACUAAACAAUGGCAAAAGGUCUUAGAAGAAUUAAUGAUGCUGUUUGUUGAACUUUGUGUAGAACUCCGUAAGAACAUCCACUUCAGAAAAGCAAUUUAUACGUACAAAAAUAUGAGUGUUAUGGAAAACACUAUUUCACUCGAGCAAGUUAUUCGUUACUACCUGAACCAGAUAAAGGGUAAAACUGAAGAAGCUCAAGAAGUGUCAAAGAGUGCUAUCAUGGAAAUUGAGGAUUUGGAUGUCCUGGAAACUCCAGAAAGUCUCAUGUUAAAUGCAGUUAGUAUGGAGGGUACUCAAGACCGAUCUGCUAGAACGAUUCUGAUGCCAUGGCUAAAAUUUCUCUGGGAUUCCUAUCGUUUGGUGCUAGAUUUGUUACGUAGCAAUUCGAAGUUAGAAAAGCUGUAUCAUGAAGUAGCUCAUGAUGCUUAUAACUUCUGCUUGAAGUAUGGUCGGAAGACGGAAUUCAAAAAGCUGUGUGAACUGAUUCGACAACAUACUCAGAAAGUCCAGAAUCAGUUACAACCUAAUGCACCUAAUGCUAUAAAUUUGAAUAAUACCGAAACACAGACAUUACACUUAGAGACUAGAUUACGACAGUUGGAUUGUGCUAUGGAACUAGAUAUGUAUAACGAAGCUUUUAAAACUGUUGAAGAUAUUUGGAGUUUUAUGAUGAUUUCACGAAUACAUGCUAUGCCUUCAUUAAUGACCAAUUACUACUCAAAAACAGCGGAACUUUUUCGACGAUGCGGUUGCCAUUUAUAUCACGCUGCUGCUUUACACAAACUUUACACGUUAUAUCGUGAUCAGAAAAAGAAUUUAACUCGUGAAGAACUAUCUGAUCUUGGAUCUCGUGUACUUUGUGCAACUGUUGCCAUUCCUUUGCCAAAUGCGAAACUGAAUGCUGACAAAUUCUUAUCUGGCGAGUACACUAUUAUGAAACAGAAAACACUUGCUGGACUUUUGGGUCUCAUUCAAGUACCAACUCGUCAAAGUUUAAUACGUGAUCUGGUUCGUCAUAAAGUGCACACUGUUGUCCCGUCAAAUUUAGCUAAGUUGUACCAAGUUCUAGAAGCGGAUUUUCAACCUUUGAAACUUUGGGAACUUGUUCAACCAGCACUCGCCCAUAUAACCACCUGUUCAGAUCUCCAAGUGUACAUUACGCAACUGCACGAUGUUAUCGUAGCAAAAACACUUCUACAAUUAUCUCAAGUCUAUCAAAGCUUGGAUUUCAACGAAUUUUUCAAACUAUGUCCAUUCAUGGAGCCUAUUCGACUUGAAAGGAUUGUAAUUGAGUUGAUUCAUAAUUUGGAACUGCCUAUUCGAGUCAAUCAUUUACAACAAGCCAUUUUCUUUGAUAAAUUUACAGAUCUGGGAAUAAGUCAAUGUGAAUAUGGUGGACAGUUAGUAUCACAGUCAACCCAUGUAAAUGACCCAGACAAAUUGUCUCGUCAACUAACAAUGUUUGCUCAAGUGAUGCAACAGAUAACUGAUAUUUUGGAAGUUGGUCAGUCUUUAGCUAAUUGUCGACGUGCACUUGUUCAAGAUUACCGGAAAAAUGAAAAAGUCUUACGCAGUGAAUUGCUUAAUCGACGUUGUUUAAUCGAAGCCCGAAAGGAAGAGAUUGAGACGUAUCAGGGUAAACGAGAUCAGUAUUACAGCAUUGUUGAAGCAAGACGUCAAGCAGAACAAGAGCGUCUAUUGAAAGCGGAAGAAACCAAUUUGGCCAAUGAAGCUAUACAACGUGAACGAAUGAAAACUGAAGAUGAGAAAGCUCGUCUAAAAUUACGAAUGGCACGUACUAGUUUGAAAAUGUUCUUAGAUUUAAAAAUUGAUACAAAACUUGAUUUAAAAGAGUUAACAGAAGAACAGCUUGAAAACUUUGAUGCAGAUAAACUUAUUAACAAGCAAAAACAAGAAGUGAAGAAAAAGCGAAAAGAACUAGCGGAAAAGGCUAAAACAAUGGCGAAAAAAUUGGACUAUUAUACACGUGCCUGUCGUAUUGAAGAAAUCCCAUUGUUACAGGCAAAGAUUGAGCCGGAAGCUAUUGAAUCUCGUGAAUUAUUUGAGCAGAGUGUGAGAGAAAUUGAGGAGCAUUCGAAAGCCGAGCAUGCACGACAAUUGAAAGAACGCAAUCGAUUAAUUCGAAUGAAAUCAGAUGUCCAGCGUCUUGUUGGUCAAUUAAAAGAAGCUCGUGAUAAUCGGUAUAGAGCUAAAUUGGCAGAAUGGGAGGCUCUGUGUGACCAAAAACGAUCGGAAAGAUUGGCUGAAAGAAGAGCUAAACACGAGGCUGAAUUAGAAGCUGAGGCACGUCGUCGAGCUGCACAAGAAGCACUUGAACGUGAAGAACAGAAACAACGUGAACUAGCUGCAGAAGCUGAACGUCAGAAACGUGAACAAGAAGCUAAAGAAGCGGCAGAACGUGAGGCUGCUCGAAUUGAGGAAGAGUCCAAGGCAUGGACACGUGGAGAUAUUAAAAGAGAUGAACCUGUAUCGGUUAAUCCUUUUGCUCGACAUCGUCAAUCUGAAAUUAAUAGUGCCUCUGGUAACGCAUUUCGUGACUUUCGACGUGAUGAUACGUCAAGAUAUUCAGAUUUUGGUCGGUCAUCGGGAAGUAAACGAGUUGGUUUCGAUAAUACACCAACUCUCCGUAGUGAUUCUUCCAAAGAUACUUGGAGUCGAAGUGGUCCACGAAGAACUGUUCCUUCUGAAUUUGAUUCGCUUCUAUAUGAAGAUGACUCUGGUAACGCUGGCGGUUGGACUCAGGUUGGAUCACGUAGAGAAACUGAACGAACAAGACCAUUCGGUAGAGGUGGUAGUACAAUGGGUGGUGGAUUCAAUAGAGCGUAAGAGAUACAUAUCCUGACUGAUUGCUUAUUUGUUUUUCUUUACAUUUAAUCAGUUAUUAUAUAAGUUCUAAUUGAUUGUCUCAUUUACUUUCAACAAUAAUGAUAAAGAUUUAUCAAAUUAACUUGUCAAAUCUUAUAGAUUGUUUUAAACUUAUAAUUUUCAGAAGGGAUUUUGUGAUUUUAGAGGAGUCCCUUACUAGGACAAAACGGCCGUUUAGUGCUUCCAGGUUUUCCAUGGUGGUCUAGCUUCAGUUGACUCAUGAUUUCAACUAGUCAAUUUAAUAAUUUUCAGUUUAUCCGAAUCUGAUGUGCUAAUUUAGUAAAGCAUAAAUUCAGUCAAUAUUAUGCAACAAUACUCCAAUUAAUACGGCUUUUUGUACUUUUAUGAUAAGCGACGAUAAAGAAAACACUUCAAGGUAUCAGCUACUGUUAACAAAAAUAAUAAUUCAACAUGUAGAGUUUAUGUUGGAGUAAAACAUACUUGAGUUUCAAGUGUCUUCAAAGCAUCGCUUGCAUAUAGUGAAAUCACUGAGUAAUGCUGAAGUGAGAUAUAGAUUAUUGGGUGGUGACUAUACAUCUUUGAAUUCUUACCGUCUGAAUUGACAAUGAUAUGUGCUAGACAUAUUCAAUCAUGACUUACCUCAACACAUAAUGUUGACUAAAGUAAGAUUAAGUUGGAAUAGAAAAUUUAAAGAGCUCAAACAUCAGUUUAUGAAAUUGUAGACUGUUAAAUUCAGCUGUAUUGGUACCACGAUCAGUGGUUAAAGACGGGUUACAUGGUUCAGAAUCAACUGUAAUGACCCUGAAUUGAGUCAGUUUAUUACAUGUACCACGUGUAUCUUUUCUCGAACAGUACCAUCUAGAUCAGUCAGAUGUAGCUCAGAUGAUAAGGGCAUGCUGUUGGCUGGGAUUCGACCUCCUUUUUAAGUGAUCAUUUACACCCCAUUAGUUUGAAUUUCAGCUUUACUUUAUUGGGGACAAAGAUGUAUAUACUAAUGAAUAUUCACAUAUUUCUUAUAUCAGUUCCCUACUCUUGUAUUUCUUAUUGAAGUAGCUGAUCGGACUCGUAUACCAGAAUCAGACACUACGCAGCAUAACAUUAUUCAUGGUUCUAUUAAUUCACUGAAACAUUAUUUCGUAUAUGAUAGAUAUUCUGAACAAAAAUUUAGAUCAAUUUACUAGUGCAUUUCAGUUUUAAUUUAAGUAAUAACUUUUACUUACGCCUGUUACUCCUCGAGAAGGAGCAUAGGCCGCUCACCAGCAUUCGCCAUCCAACCCUGUCCUGGGCAAUCCUUUCCAGCUCCUUCCAGUUGUUAUUCAUCCUUUUCAUAUCUGAUUCUAUUUCCCGACGUAUCCAUUUCCAUAGUCUUUUCAUAAUUUCUUUUACAGAUCUUUAUUAAAUUUCCUUUGUUUUGUUUUAUUUUCCACUUAUUCUCCUAGAUCUAAAAAUCUGGAUAUGGACACUGGUAGCUCAACUCCAUGGCGUAGAGAAGGUCCAAAUGCCACAGCGGGCAAAUCACAAGUUUUUGAAGAAAUGAGAGGUGGUAAUGUGAAACGACCUUUUGGUAGCUCAGGAUUCCCUUCACGACUUUCUAGGUAUGUUCUUGUUUAAAAAAUUGGUUUGCAUAAUCAUUUUUCUUCAACCCAUUUGAAAUAGUAUUGUCCUACUUUAUCUAUUUGUUAAUGGGUGUUUGGUCUUGUAUACGCAACGGUGGCUUGUCAUUGAGAUCGGUUUGGAGUGAUUGACAUGGCUAAUUAUAAAUAUUUCAUCCUAAAACCUCGAUGAUGAAACCCCCCUAAUGAUCGCUAGAUGACCGGUCCGAGCAAAAUGUCUAUAACAGUUUUCAACUCAGAAUUCGUUCAACUGAUCAACUAGUUGAAGACUAGCAACCUGUUUCAUUCUACUUUCAGUCAGUCAGCAACAAUGUAGAACUUCGUACGUAUGUACAUCAAUUCAAUUUCCCAUACCACGUUAGCACAGCGACACAAUUGUCGAUUCAAAUCCCGUAGUGAUGGAGGUAGUAAAAGUAUCAGCAGUAAUCAGAAACAUAAGGGUUUGAAGAUAUUAUUGAAGGAGUAUAAUCCAGUGAAAUCAAUUCGG